Aspergillus homomorphus CBS 101889 is the source of this 2626-nucleotide messenger RNA. Its product is annotated as ubiquitin-specific protease UBP14. The record is from RefSeq and is a predicted model, not a curated record. The transcript is spliced from 6 exons. Bases 191 to 2539 code for a protein of 782 amino acids. Gene Ontology annotation, molecular function: protein binding; zinc ion binding; cysteine-type deubiquitinase activity. Gene Ontology annotation, biological process: protein deubiquitination. Lineage: Eukaryota; Fungi; Ascomycota; Eurotiomycetes; Eurotiales; Aspergillaceae.
GUCCAACAGCUUCCCACUGAAUCCAGAUCUAAGGAAUCUUAACCAAAAACCGUCUUUUUAAAUUACCUUCAGAUAGGCUUAUUAUUGACACAUUCCUGAUUUCUGUCUUUAUUCGUUAGUUCCCGAAGACAGUCUGGCUCUUAAUUCCCCAGACGCAUUUUUUCACGCAAAGCUCUGGUGUUCGACCAUCAUGGCUGCUUGUUUCCACAUAAACUCAGAGGAUUUGAAACAACCAUCGGGUUCACAGGUUGUAUACCGGGAGGACUGCACACAAUGUUUUGACACUGUAGACGAAGAGCAGGGAAUAAACGUCUGUCUCUCUUGCUUCAAUGGUGGAUGUGCUCAUGAUAGAAAUCAUGCUCUACUACACUUCAAAAGAUUUGGCCAUCCUCUAGCCCUCAAUAUCAAGCGGUCGCGCAAGAAGAUUCAAAGAGAUGAACCCCCUCAAAAAGUUUCAAAGCUUGCAAUUGCUGCCGAGACGGAUGACGACCAAUUCGAUACAAGCACCCGUGUCCUCUGUUAUCAUUGCUACCAGAACGAUAUCGAUAAGUCAAGUGGUAAUUUACCAUCCGUUAUUGAGGGUGUCAUGUCGGCAAUGCCUUUCUCGAAGAGGGAAGAAGUCAAAGCUUGGGAGCAAGAGUUUGUUCCUUGCGAGCACACACUUUGCAUUGACCAAAGUAGCCCGAGGCAGCUUGAGUCGCAAGAACUCGCGCAAUGCUCCAUGUGCAACCUUAAGGAGAAUCUAUGGCUAUGUCUAGAAUGUGGUAACCUUGGAUGUGGUCGAAGUCAAUUCGGUGGCGUAGGCGGCCAUUCGCAUGGUCUCGCUCACUUUGAAACCACUUCCCAUGCAAUUGCAGUGAAACUUGGUUCAAUAACCGCUGAGGGCUCCGCAGAUAUCUUCUGUUAUAGAUGCAAUGAGGAAAGAAUCGACCCCCAUCUUGCCCAACACCUUGGCCAUUGGGGUAUCAACCUGGCUGACAGGGAGAAAACAGAAAAGAGUUUGAUGGAACUGCAGGUUGAGCACAACCUAAGAUGGGAGUUCUCAAUGACUACAGAAGAUGGCCACGAGCUUAGACCGUUAUUUGGUCCUGGUUUCACUGGCCUCAAAAACCUAGGUAACAGCUGUUACCUGUCAAGUGUGAUCCAGUGCCUCUUCAAUUUGUCAGAGUUUCAAAAUCGGUACUAUCAUCCCGAUGACGAGCCCCCAUUUUCGCAGAAGCCGGCCGAGGAUCUCGAGACGCAGAUGCGCAAAUUGGCAGACGGGAUCCUCUCAGGCCGCUACUCCAAACCCGCAACUGAUGUAAGCGCCUCCCCAGAUACACCUGAAGUUCCACAUCAAAGUGGCUUAGCACCAGCUAUGUUCAAACAUCUCGUUGGUCGCGGUCAUGAAGAAUUCUCCACAAUGAGACAGCAGGAUGCUUUUGAAUUUCUGCUCCAUCUCUUCAAACUUGUCAGCUUGUCUAAGCAUACGGGAGGGUUGCGUAACCCGAUAGAGUCGUUUGCAUUCUCUGUGGAGCAACGUCUCCAGUGCUUACACUGCAGAAAGGUUCGCUACAGAGUGGAUCAACAAGAUAACGUCUCUCUGUCCGUUCCCGCUCGCAUUUCAAAGUCUGUACACGAGGAGGAUAGUCCCACCAAAUUCGAAAGUGUGACUAUAUCGGAAUGUCUUGAUGCCUUUACGAGUGAGGAAAGAGUGGAUCUACGCUGUCCUUCCUGUAACAGCGAGGAUGGUUUUUCCAAACGUUCCAUGUUCAAGACUUUGCCGCAAGAAUUGGUUAUUAACGCCCGGCGCUUCGAGCUCGUUAACUGGGUACCGACGAAGCUCGAUAUCCCUGUGGAGGUGGGUGAAGGACCGAUAGACUUCACCAGAUAUCUUGCCCCCAGCCCCAGUGAAGGCGAAGAGCUUCUCCCGGAUGUCGAGCCGCCCGCCCAAAAAUUCGUACCUAACGAAAUUGCUCUUAACCAGUUGCUCGGCAUGGGGUUUCCGCAGAUCAGAAGUGAAAAUGCCCUCUUUGUUACGGGCAACUCAGAUGCAGAAGCUGCAAUGAAUUGGUUAUUUGCACACAUGGAUGAACCCGAUAUUGAUGAACCACUUGCCCAGAAAGGUUCCGUGGAGACAUCGUUGGAAACUCAAAAAGAUUCGGCCGAAGUGACCCAGUUAUCUGAAAUGGGCAUUGAUGUCAAUCGGGCUAGGAUUGCAUUGGCUGCAGUUGGGAAUGAUGUCAACAGGGCAAUUGACUGGGUGUUCAGUCAUCCUGAAGACCCAAUAGAAACGGGGAUCGAUACUCAAGCGGGGGAUAGCCGCAGUAACCGUAGUGUCGGUUUUGAUGCUUCUCCCGCUCGCUACCGCCUUCACUCGAUUGUUUGCCAUAAAGGCACCUCCGUUCAUGCUGGACACUAUGUCGCAGUCGUGCGCAAAGCUUUGCCGGGUCAGAACGAUUCUGCCUGGGUCAUGUACAACGAUGAGAAGGUUGUCAUGGUGGACGAUAUACAGAAGCUGAAGAAUUCCGCCUAUCUUUACUUCUUCUCGCGGGUCUAGAUUUGAUUUGAAGGUGCUGUCAAGUCUGAUGUCCAGACGCCUAGGUUUAAUGUAGAGUUCGUCACAAUCUGGAAAAAUGUCGCAAAC